Messenger RNA from Ambispora leptoticha, 1197 nucleotides. The record is from the annotation of a GenBank genome assembly. Lineage: Eukaryota; Fungi; Glomeromycota; Glomeromycetes; Archaeosporales; Ambisporaceae.
AUGGGUGCCUGUUGCUCUAGACGAAAUGAUGAAAAUGAUGGUUUUAGAUUUCGUUAUAUUGAUGGUAGACGGUAUCAUAAUAUUUCUAGUUCGGUAUAUAUAGGUGCGAACGAUGACGAAGAGGCAGAUCGAUUAAUACGAUAUCAUGAAUCGGUGAAAGAAAUCUGGGGAGGUUUGUUCCAUUCACCGGUUGAAGAGAAAUUAGCACGGGGAGCUAGAGUACUUGAUGUUGGAUGUGGAACAGGAACAUGGCUUUUGGAUAUGGCGCGAAAUUAUCCCAACUCUAAUUUUGUGGGAAUAGAUUUUUCACCAAUUUUUCCAAGUGAAGGUCUUCCGGAGAAUGUUAUAUUCGUUGAUUGCAAUUUUCUGGAUGGCUCACCUUUCGAAGAUUUCUACUUUGAUUUUGCACAUCAAAAAUUUAUGGUUGCAGCCUUCACAGAAGAACAAUGGAAAGAAAAAGUGAUCCCUGAAUUGUUACGAAUAACCAAACCAGGCGGAUGGAUUGAAAUAGUGGAAGGUGGUAAUCUCAAAUCUAAGGGAAAUGCUACACAGCGUGUUGCGCAGGGCAUCGACCAUUACUUUAAAUCAAAAGGAAUGAAUUCUCAAAUCGGCGAAGCUAUACCGCAUUUUCUUGAAAACACGAAUGCUUUCUCAGAAAUCAAAAACGAGAAAAAAUGUGUUACUUUGGGUAAAAAAGGUGGUAAUAUUGGACAAGAGACAUUAAAAUUUUACAGAAAAGUUUUUAGCUCUGUCAGAAUCUUUUUGUCUUCCUCGAUGAACAUCACGCCUGAACAUUAUGAUGCACUUGUAGAAACGAUUCCUAUUGAAGCAGAAAGAUGUCAUUCAUACAUUAAUCAAAGUUCAAAAGAGCUUGACGAGGAGAUGCAAUUACAAAGAGGAUUACCAGCUAACAUUUUUAGAACCCAAAUUGAUAUGAAAUUAAGACGUGGUGGCCUUGGAUGGGAAGAAUCUACGACGACAGUCACUUCGACGGUUACUAAAACUUCGACGGUUACUAGCACUGUGACAGUUACUAACACUAACACUUCGACGGUUACUAAAACUUUGACAGUUACUAACACUGCGCCAGUUACUACUGCCUCAUCUUGUCCAAGAAACGGGGAUGACAAAAAGGGGUCCUUAGGAUGCUUACCACGAUUCAGCCUAAGCGUCGAAGUGAAUUUACGAUUUUUUUGA